AUUUCCAGGUCACUUUCAACAUGGAGAGUGGAGCAGGAAAGCAUUGGACUGAAGAGGAGGUUAAAGCCUUGCUAAGCGUCUGGUCAGAAAAAAAUAUCAGAAAGCAACUCCAUGGCACCCUGAGGAAUAAAGGAAUAUUUAUCUACAUUGCUAAAAGAUUACAGGAGUUAGGAGUUUGCAGAGAUUGGAAACAGUGCCGUGCAAAGUACAAAAAUCUGAAGUAUGAAUACAGAACGGUCAAAUAUGCCCACAACUCUGGGGAUGUCACUAAAACCAUGAAAUUUUUUCAUGAUCUGGAUGCCAUAUUGCGAUAUGAACCUGUCACACAAUUAGCAGCAGAAGAAAACGGCAGGUGUUCUGCAACUGAGACGCAGCUGAACACAAGCCCCACAACAGACAACACGCAAGGUGAAAUAUCAGUUUCUUUAGAAGAUGAUGAGGAUGCUCCAGGAGAUCCACUACUUUUUAUGUCCCAUGUCAGACCAGUUCAACUAGGUAACCUGUAUCUGUGUCUCUCCCCUACCCCACGCGAUGCAGGUAAUCCAACGUCAGCAAUAGAGGCUUCCAAAACACCGACUUUUAUUCCAACAGUAGCAAAUGAAGGAGGAAAACACUGGACUGUUAAUGAAGUCAGAGCUCUGAUACGCAUAUGGUCAGACAAAAGUAUCCAACAGCAACUGGAGGGGACAGUGAGAAAUAAAAGAAUAUUUGAACAGGUUGCUGCUAGACUUCAAAAUUUUGGAAUUGACAGGGACUGGAAGCAGUGCAGGACAAAAUAUAAAAAUCUGAAACAUGAAUACAAGAGUGUAAAAAGUGCCCAAGACUCAGGGAGUACAAGUAAAAGUAUGAAAUUUUUUAAUGAACUGGAUGCUAUUCUGGGGCACAGCACCAUGGAACAAGCAAGUAAAUCAGAUAAUGAUGAAAGUGGGAGGCCUCCAGAAUGGACUGAAGCAAAAUCAAAAAAGGACUGCAUAGAAAUGCCUGGAGACACAGGUGAAGAGGACUCUAUUAGUAAUAUGUCAGAAGACCUACGGGUUGCAGAUAUAAAGAAAGUUUCUGACUCAGAAAUCCUCGAAGACGAGGAGGACUUCACUAAUUCCACCCAGGCAGCUCUGGAAGCCACACAAAUAAAGAAGGAGACAAUUGACAUAGAUGAUGAUUCCUUAAGCACUACCUCAGAAGACAGAUCUUGUACACCAGUAGCAAAGCGGAUAGUUGGAACCGACAAUCAAAUUCCCUUGGAUGAAGCACAAAAUCACUUUAAAGUUAUUACAGUUAAUGAUACCGGAGCAGGAAAACACUGGAGUGAUAAUGAAGUCAGAGCUCUGAUAAACAUAUGGUCAGAUGCAAAGAUACAACAAAUGCUUGAAGGAGCCACAAGAAAUAAGGAAAUAUUUGAGGAAAUUGCCAGAAGGUUAAUGAAACGUGGAAUAGACAGAGACUGGAAACAAUGUCGCACAAAGUACAAGAACUUAAAGUACGAAUACCGAGCACUGCAGAAAGAAAAUGAACAUCAUGGUAAUCCCAGGAGAAAAAUGAGGUUUUAUGAUGAAGUUGACUGCAUCUUAAGAAGGCAGCCUCUAGGUCCAUCAAGUUGGGGAUGUGAAAGUUCUAGCCUCCUAUCAGUUUCAGUGGGAGAAGUUACAGCAAACACAGGAUCGUUGGGUGUCAAGAGAAAAGCAUGGAAUGAUGAGAUGUCACCUGUUCCACUCAAGAAAAGUCCUUCUGAAAACACCAUACUCCAGUUUCAAAAACUAUUAACAGAGAAAGUGCAUACAGUGACAGAAGGCAAAAAGUUACUGUUAGAAAGGCUUUGUAAGCAGGAAGAAAUGCAAGACCUCAACAGAUCACAGCUGUAUGGUGACCCAUCAGCCAUAAAACAGGUGUCUGCUCCCGCUGCCGCCAUGGCCCCCGCAGCAUCAGAACUGAAACUUGGUAAAAAAAUUAAUGAAGGUAAAACAAAAGAAGUGUUCGAGUUGCCAGAGAUCCCAGGAUGUGUUUUGAUGCAGUCAAAAGACCAAAUAACAGCAGGAAAUGCAGCCAGGAAGGACCGUAUGGAAGGGAAAGCUGCAAUUUCCAAUACAACAACUAGCUGUGUGUUUCAGUUGCUUCAAGAAGCUGGAAUCAAAACAGCUUUUGUCAGAAAACAUAGUGACACAGCAUUCAUAGCAGGUCACUGUGAAAUGAUCCCAAUUGAAUGGGUGUGCAGAAGAAUUGCUACUGGCUCCUUCCUCAAAAGAAACCCUGGUGUCAAAGAAGGAUAUAAGUUUUAUCCACCCAAAAUUGAGAUGUUUUAUAAGGAUGAUGCCAAUAAUGACCCACAGUGGUCUGAGGAACAGCUAAUUGAAGCCAAGUUCUGUUUUGCUGGACUUACUAUUGGCCAGACUGAAGUGGAUAUUAUGGCACACUCUACUCAAGCUAUUUUUGAGAUCCUGGAAAAAUCAUGGCAGCCACAGAACUGCACUCUGGUAGACCUGAAGAUUGAAUUUGGUGUUAAUAUUUUAACAAAAGAAAUCGUUCUUGCUGAUGUUAUUGAUAACGAUUCAUGGAGGCUGUGGCCAUCAGGAGACAGAAGCCAGCAGAAGGACAAACAGUCUUACCGGGACCUAAAAGAAGUUACUCCUGAAGCACUGCAGAUGGUUAAGAGAAACUUUGAAUGGGUUGCAGAAAGAGUGGAGUUGCUUCUGAAAACGAAGAGCCAAGGUAGAGUUGUGGUGUUGAUGGGAUCUCCUUCUGACCUCAGUCACUGUGAAAAAAUAAAAAAGGCAUGUGCAACCUUUGGAAUACCUUGUGAGUUAAGAGUGACCUCUGCUCACAAAGGGCCAGAUGAAACUCUAAGGAUCAAAGCAGAAUAUGAAGGAGAUGGAAUCCCAACAGUAUUUAUUGCAGUAGCUGGCAGAAGCAAUGGUUUGGGGCCAGUAAUGUCUGGCAACACUGCUUACCCAGUUGUCAACUGUCCUCCACUCUCAGCUGACUGGGGUGCUCAGGAUGUGUGGUCCUCUCUCAGACUACCCAGUGGUCUUGGCUGUCCUACUACUCUGUCACCUGAAGGAGCUGCCCAGUUUGCUGCCCAGAUAUUUGGAUUAAAUAACCACUUGGUGUGGGCAAAACUGCGAUCAAGCAUGUUAAAUACAUGGAUCUCCCUGAAGCAGGCGGACAAAAAACUUAGAGAAUGCACCCUGUAAGUCAAGCUGACAAAUAACUUAUACUAGUUUCACAAUGAUGAUGGAGUACAUGUUUGCAUUAGGAUUUACACUUGGAUGAGCUGAAAAAUACUUUAUCCUUUCUUAUAGAAGAAAGUAUUGUUAGAACAAUUAAGUUUGUCUUCAUCUUUUUUUUUUUUUAACAACAACAUAGUGAAAGAUGAAGGAGUAGUAUUUUUCUCUCUAUUGCUCCAAAAUGGUGCUGCUCUGCUCUUUAGUGUAUACUGUUAACUACAGUCUCUGUUUAGUGUCAAGAUAAUGAUUUGGUGUGAUUUAAAUAGAAUUUCACUUGUUUUUAGUAACAGUACUACCCUUCUGUAGUAAUAAUGUAAGUCUUGAACAUACUGACUGCUAAUGAAAACCAUGCUGUUUUGCUUGCAAUGAUGGUAUGCUUUCUUUAGCAAUAAAAUGGCAACAUAUGCUAAAUUGAUAGGAAAAUAAGCUGGAAAACCUGGUAUUAAAAGACUAAAAUACCUGCCUUAAAAAGCCUAUCACUAUUUUUUGGAAUUAUGUGGUAAGAGUUAAUGCUAACUUUCUUGUUCGCAACAGGCCAUAAACCUGAAUUGUCUUGAGUGAACUCAGACUAGCUUUGUUGCCUAGCUGCUCUAACUAGUUAAGUCUUUGGCCUUUCAAAUACAGAUCUCUUAUUUCACUAGUUCUAAAGGACCGAUGAUGUUGUCAAAUUGCCUUCAUUCACUUAACUCUAGCUGUUAUGUAUCUGUAUUUCCUCACUCUUUAUUUCUGUAGAGAUUUUACUGAAGGUGGAAAUAAAUAGUAAAGCAGCAAAAUACUAGGGGAAAAUCUAAGCAUGACUGUCUUGUCUCUGCACAUAUAGCUCUUCUGUUAAAUAGGUACUGAUUCUAACAAAUAUGCAGUUAAUGUAUGUAACACUUGUGCUUUUACAACUACAAAUAAACUAUUGUAUUCAAAGCUUC
This is a messenger RNA of Dromaius novaehollandiae (emu), 4138 nucleotides long. RefSeq names its product phosphoribosylaminoimidazole carboxylase and phosphoribosylaminoimidazolesuccinocarboxamide synthase (gene PAICS). Gene Ontology annotation, molecular function: phosphoribosylaminoimidazolesuccinocarboxamide synthase activity. The transcript has 18 exons. Gene Ontology annotation, cellular component: cytosol. The record is from RefSeq and is a predicted model, not a curated record. Gene Ontology annotation, biological process: 'de novo' IMP biosynthetic process. The coding region runs from base 21 to 3185 and encodes 1054 amino acids. NCBI's taxonomy places the organism in Eukaryota, Metazoa, Chordata, Aves, Casuariiformes, Dromaiidae.